Neogale vison (American mink) is the source of this 1322-nucleotide messenger RNA. Its product is annotated as testisin-like. The record is from RefSeq and is a predicted model, not a curated record. Gene Ontology annotation, biological process: proteolysis. The coding region runs from base 1 to 1236 and encodes 411 amino acids. The transcript has 7 exons. Gene Ontology annotation, molecular function: serine-type endopeptidase activity. Lineage: Eukaryota; Metazoa; Chordata; Mammalia; Carnivora; Mustelidae.
AUGCAAGAAAGGGGCGCCCGGGUCCGGCCCCCAAGCGGGCGGAAGCAGAGGGGGCGCCACGCGGCGGGAGAGGAGGCCAUGGACGCGCGCCUCGGGGCGCUGCUGCUGGCGCAGCUGCUGGUGCGAGCGGAGCUCGGGGCGCAGGAGUUGGAGGACGAGGACCAGCUGUUUGCAGGUUUCGAGAACUCGUCGUUGCUCACGUGUAACUGCCGGGCCCCUGGGGGGAGGGGCGGGCGCCCGCGGACCACGUGGGGAGGGUCCCUGGGGUCCCCCGGUACCCCUGCGGCGGGACCCCCGACGUGCACCCUUCCUUGUUGCCCGGGAGCCCCUUACCUUCGCGCGGGCAGGCGGGGUCCUGCAGCUCAGCCGCGUGUCCCGCUGUCCGUCCCAGGGCCCUGCGGCCAACGAACCGUUCCAACGCGCAUCGUGGGCGGAAAGGACUCGGAGCUGGGGCGCUGGCCGUGGCAGGGCAGCCUGCGCCUGUGGGGCUCCCACCGCUGCGGAGCGAGUCUGCUCAACCGCCGCUGGGUGCUCACAGCCGCGCACUGCUUUGAAGACCACAGUGAUCCGUUCGAGUGGUCCGUGCAGUUCGGCGAGCUGUCUUCCUCACCAUCUAUCUGGAAUCUGCAGGCCUACUACAACCGAUACAGUGUGGAGGAGAUCAUUCUGAGCCCUCUGUAUCUGGGGGCUUCGUCCUAUGACAUCGCUCUGCUGAAGCUGUCCUCCUCCGUCACCUACAAUAAGUACAUCCAGCCCAUCUGUGUUCUGACCUCCUCCUCUGAGUUCCAGAACCGGACCGACUGCUGGGUGACUGGCUGGGGGGACAUUGAAGAAGAACAGGAGCUGCCGUCCCCCUACAUCCUGCAGGAAGUGCAGGUCGGCAUCAUAAACAGUGCCAUCUGUAAUUACCUCUACGCACAGCCCGUUUUCCGCUACGACAUCUGGGGAGACAUGAUCUGUGCCGGCACUAUCCAAGGUGGCAAGGACGCCUGCUUUGGUGACUCAGGCGGACCCUUGGCCUGCGAAAAGAAAGGGCUGUGGAUUCAGGUUGGAAUCGUGAGCUGGGGGACGGGCUGCGGGAGGCCCAACCGGCCCGGAGUCUACACCAACGUCAGUAGGCACUUCAGAUGGAUGCAGAAGCUGUUAGCCCGCAGUGGCGUUCCCAGGCCAGCCCCCUGCCUGCAGCUGCUGCUCCUGGCUCUGCUCCUGCUGGCCUCCCCCCUGCAGAUGGCCUGAGCACACCAGAGCGCCUGGGAGUUGGGGUCAUCUGCUAUGCCAGGCCCCAUCCCCCACUGUCCUUCUGCUAAUAAACAUGUUCACAU